Messenger RNA from Zychaea mexicana, 3228 nucleotides. Its product is annotated as PMCA-type calcium-translocating P-type ATPase. Bases 1 to 3228 code for a protein of 1075 amino acids. The transcript has 4 exons. Gene Ontology annotation, molecular function: ATP hydrolysis activity; P-type calcium transporter activity; ATP binding. The record is from RefSeq and is a predicted model, not a curated record. Gene Ontology annotation, biological process: calcium ion transmembrane transport; intracellular calcium ion homeostasis. Gene Ontology annotation, cellular component: membrane; intracellular membrane-bounded organelle. Lineage: Eukaryota; Fungi; Mucoromycota; Mucoromycetes; Mucorales; Lichtheimiaceae.
AUGCCUCGAGACGAACGGAGGCCUUUGAUCAACGAAGAUCACCAGGGCUCCUUUGGGGUAUCUGCUGAUGAACUCACACACCUUGUCGAUCCUAAAAAUCCAGACUUGCUUAAACGUCUUGGCGGCACCGAGCAGCUGGCUCGAAAGCUACGUGUUGACCUGCGCGUGGGUCUCUCUGCUGACGAAGGUGUCGAGCGAUCAAGUGACGAGCCGUUCAACGAACGUCAAGCUGUCUUUGGCCGAAAUAUUUUGCCUGAAGCACAAAGCAAAACCUUUUCGGAAUUACUGUGGGCUGCUUACAAUGACAAGACUUUGAUCAUGCUGACCAUUGCGUCAUUCGUGUCCCUUGCCGUUGGCAUUUACGAAGAUUACAGCCCACGCCACGAUCCGGACGAACCCAGAGUUGGUUGGGUGGAAGGCACGGCGAUUCUCGUGGCUGUAUUAGCAGUCGUGUUCACCAACGCCAUCAACGACUACCAGAAGGAAGCUCAGUUCAAGAAACUCAAUGCCAAGAAAGAAGACCGUGAAGUCAAGGUCUUGCGGGGUGGCAAACAACAGCAAAUUAGCGUCUAUGAUUUAAAUGUCGGCGAUGUUCUCGAACUAGAGCCGGGUGAUAUUGUUCCCGUCGAUGGCAUCUUCCUCCAAGGUCACAACAUGGCGUGCGACGAGUCCUCGGCUACGGGCGAAACUGAUACCAUGAAAAAGCAAGCCGAAGGCAAUGGUGUUGACUGCUUCAUCCUGUCCGGAUCCAAGGUUUUGGAAGGCGUGGGUCGUGCGCUUGUGAUUGCUGUUGGUGAGCAUUCGUUUUAUGGCAAGACCAUGAUGUCCAUGCGUGGCGACGAAGCAGAAGGCACUCCCCUCCAAGUCAAGCUUGAUGUGUUGGCCGAACAAAUCGCAAAACUCGGCUUUGCUGCUGCCUUGGCCAUGCUUUUGACAUUGGUCAUUAAAUACUUUGUUACUGCCUCGCUCCAGGAAGAAUACCCUCCCGGUGGCGAAAUCGCUGCUGCCAUGAUCAGUAUCGUCAUCCAAGCUAUCACCAUCAUCGUCGUUGCUGUGCCUGAAGGUUUGCCCAUGGCCGUUACUAUGGCACUUGCCUUUGCCACAACGCAAAUGCUCAAGGAUAACAACUUGGUCCGCGUCUUGGCUGCAUGUGAAACCAUGGGAAAUGCCACGGCCAUUUGCUCUGACAAGACUGGCACGCUAACCCAAAACAAAAUGACUGUCGUACGCGGUACUUUGGCCGACGAGUCCUUUGAGACUGUUGAGAAGAUCAAGGACUGGGGCAAGAAGGUCCAUUCCGAGUCUGUUCAAAACUUGGUGUUUGAAAACAUUGCAGUCAACUCCACAGCGUUCGAAGGAAAGGACGAAAAUGGCAACGUCGACUUUGUUGGCUCCAAGACCGAAUGUGCUCUGCUCGGCUUUUCCAAGGGGCUCGGCAGCCGCUACGAGGAUAUCCGCCACGACAGCAAGGUUACCAAGGUGUUCCCCUUCUCAUCCAAGCGCAAGUCCAUGAUGACUGUCAUUGAGGUGCUAGAAAACACUGCUUCGACCAAGUCCCAGGCCGACUACCGUAUCCACGUCAAGGGUGCAUCCGAGAUUGUCCUGGGCGCCUGUACUCGCUAUUUGGAUGCCCAAGGUAACACCAAGAAGCUUGACAAGGAUGUCCUCACCCGCUGGAACAACAUCAUUACGGAGUACGCCAACAAUGCUUUGCGCACAAUUGCUUUGGCCUAUCGCGAUAUCAAGACCGACCAGUUCGAAAACGCAUCUGACGACGACGAACCUCCACUUGAAGAACUGACCUUGAUCGGCAUUGUGGGAAUUAUGGAUCCUUUGCGACCUGGUGUUGUGGAAUCUGUUGCCAAGUUCCGCGAGGCUGGUGUGUUUGUCCGCAUGAUUACUGGUGACAAUUUGAACACAGCCAAGGCCAUUGCUCGUAACGCAGGCAUUCUUACCAAGGGCGGUGAAGCAUUGACUGGACCUGAGUUGCGCGCUAUGUCGGUGGAAGAGCAGCGCAAGGUGAUUCCCCGCUUGCAAGUGCUGGCCCGCUCCUCGCCUACUGACAAGACGAUUGUUGUAACACGCCUUCAAGAACAGGAACAGGUGGUUGGCAUGACUGGCGACGGUACAAACGACGGACCUGCACUCAAGUUGGCCGAUGUUGGUUUUAGUAUGGGUAUUGCUGGCACCGAGGUCGCCAAGGAAGCAUCUGAUAUCAUUCUCAUGGAUGACAACUUUAACUCGAUCAUGAAGGCUUUGCUGUGGGGCCGUGCUGUCAACGACGGUGUGCGCAAGUUCUUGACCUUCCAGCUGACCGUCAACAUUGCCGCUGUUGCCUUGUCGUUCAUCAGUGCCGUCGGAUCCGAAAAUUCUGAAAGUGUGUUGAGUGCUGUCCAACUGCUGUGGGUCAACUUGAUUAUGGAUACACUCGCUGCAUUGGCCCUGGCCACCGAACCACCUACUGACGACUUACUCCAGCGCAAGCCCAUUUCAAAAUACGCUCAUUUGAUCAACUUUAAAAUGGGUAAAAUGAUCCUCGGCCAGGCCAUCUUCCAGAUCAUCAUCAACUUGUGUGUUAUCUAUCUUGGCAAGCCCAUCUUCCAUCUUGGUGACAGCACUCACGACCAAGCAGUAUUGCGCACCAUUGUUUUUAACAUCUUUGUUUUCUUGCAAGUCUUUAACGAGAUCAACUGCCGCCGCAUUGACGGUUCCAUCAACGUAUUCAAGGAUAUCUUCAAUAAUUGGAUCUUUAUUGCUGUACAAGUCGCCGUCGUCCUCGGCCAGUAUUUGAUCGUCACUUUUGGCGGCAUCGCAUUCAAGACGACCCCUCUGACACCCAUGCAAUGGCUCGUGACCGUCUUGAUUGGUGCUCUUUCGAUUCCUGUCGGUACUAUCAUUCGCCUGUUGCCUGAUUGUGGAUUUGAACGCCGGUUCCGUGAAGAAGCCCGUCAGCUCGCAACCUACUCGCGUAUGCAUUGGGAGGGUGCUAUUGGUGAAGUUCGCAAUGGUUUGCGUGUUUACUCUAUGCUUCGUCGUUCGCGUCACCCGCGCAGCCGCCAUAGUCGUUCGGAUUCGCUUAACAGCGUUCGAUCUAGCUUCAACAGCCCCGGAUCAGCCACAAACAACCGAUUCGCUUCGUUGGUCGCUUACGCCCAAGAUUUUAACCGGGCAGCCGAGUCAGCUUCUGAACGACAGCAGAACAAAGCCUCAAAGAACCAUCGUUCAUAA